AGAGCUCCACCCCUGGCCACUGCCACAGCUGCUCCCCAGAUAAAUAAGCAAAGCCUUUCCCUUCGGUGUGCCUUCAGCAUGGAUGCUUUUCAAGGGAUUUUAAAAUUCUUCUUCAACCAGAAAACUGUUAUUGGCUACAGCUUCAUGGCUCUGCUGACCCUGGGGAGUGAGCGUCUCUUUUCGCUGGUGGCUUUUAAGUGUCCCUGCAGCACUGAGAACGUGGUCUAUGGGCUGGUUUUCCUGUUUGCUCCUGCUUGGGUGUUGCUGAUUCUGGGAUUCUUUCUGAACAGCAAGUUUUGGAGGCUCUUCACAGGCUGCUGUGUGAAUCCCAGGAAAAUCUUCGCCAAAGGUCACAGUUGCCGCUUUGUCUAUGUCCUCGGCCAGAUCGCUCUGAGUUCAUUGGUGGCUCCGACGAUGUGGCUUUCUGUGGCUCUGCUCAACGGGACGUUUUAUGAAUGUGCCAUGAGCGGGACCAAAAGUUCCAGACUCCUGGGACUGAUUUGCAAAGACAAACCCCAAGAGUGCUGGGAUGAACUUUACAAAGUCUCUUGUGGCAAAACCAGCAUGACACCCGCGGACAACGAAGAAGUGAAGCUGUCCCUUCAAGCCCAGUCUCAGAUUCUAGGUUGGUUCAUCAUUUGUUCGGCAUCUUUCUUCUCUCUGCUCACCACUUGUUGUGCUCGCUGCCGAUCUAAAGUUAGCUACCUUCAGCUGAGUUUUUGGAAGACGUAUACACAAAAGGAGAAGGAGCAGUUGGAAAAUACAUUCCUGGAGUAUGCCAACAAGCUGAGUGAGAGAAACGUGAAAUGCUUUUUUGAAAAAAAGAGGCCAGAUGUCUUACCCAUGCCAACCUUUGCAGCCUGGGAGGCGGCUUCCAAGCUCCAUUCUUUCCACCAAAGCCAGCAGCAUUACAGCACCCUGCAUAGGGUGGUGGAGGACGGCCUGGACCUCGGCCCUGAGGACGAUGAGACCACAAUGGUGCUUGUGGGUACUGCCCACAGCGUGUAGCGCAUCCACGGCCGUGGACUUGUGGCGUUCAGCGGUACACUCAUUCUGACAUUUUUGCUGCAUCACUAGCGACCACUGUGUCUCUGUGUUUUCUCAUGGUAUUUCCUUGAGGACAAGAGCCCGAAAGGAAGAGAUUUGCAGUUCCCAAGGGCAGGCAGUGUCUGGAUGUGCUGAAACGGAUGCAGAGUGUGUGGUCAAGGAUGGUGAGGAAGGUGCUCUUCCACUGAUGUGGCUUGGGGUUCAGUGGCUUCAGGUUCUUC
Lontra canadensis (Northern American river otter) is the source of this 1268-nucleotide messenger RNA. Its product is annotated as calcium homeostasis modulator protein 5. NCBI's taxonomy places the organism in Eukaryota, Metazoa, Chordata, Mammalia, Carnivora, Mustelidae. The coding region runs from base 79 to 1008 and encodes 309 amino acids. The record is from RefSeq and is a predicted model, not a curated record. Gene Ontology annotation, molecular function: monoatomic cation channel activity. The transcript has 2 exons.